AUCAGUCAACUUGAAAGAGGAACUGUAGUAACAAAAUUCUUUUCAAGGAAAAGACCAGAAAAAAAAACUCUUAUGAUAAGAAGAGAAACUAGACAAAUUGUAUGGUCAAGAAGUGCAACAUUCAGACCUUUUGAUGGUUCAGGCACACAUUUUGCAUGGUUAUGAAGAUAUAUCUACAGCAAAAAUGGGCAAAAUAUUAUCUGAGGAUACUAUUUAUAGGUCAAAAACCUGAAGGAAAGGUCCUUGUGAAUAAUGUAUAUGGGUGAGUUUAUAAUAAAGGUACAAUCUAAAUCAGUUAAUGACUUGCAUCUUAUAAGCUUUUAUGUACAUGUUUUAUAUCUCAUGUUAAAUUAAAUUAAUAUUUUUUUCUGGCCUCAUUAUUUUUAAUUUGAUAAUAUUCAAUUAUAUAAAUAUAUAUGCAUAUCUUGGUGGACAUUUCCUUCAUUUUUGGUCUACAAACAAAUGAGCCCAUGGAUACUGUUGAUAUAUUGGAUCAGCCCCAUUGGAUAGCAUGGUUGAAAUAAGAGAAAUCAAAGAAAUUAAAAUAGGAAAACAUUCUAAAGAUUUUGAAAAAUGGCCAGAAGAUGCAAAAAGAAUAGAAAAUCUUAGAUGUUUUGUUGUAUAUUAUGGUUCUGAAUUUCGUCUUAAAACUCUUUCAAUUUCUGCUCUUAGUGAAAAAGAAUGUGAACUUUGGGUAAAAGGAUUACGUCGCUUGGUUCAAGAUACUAUAAAAGCUCCUUAUCCUUUACAAGUGGAAAGAUGGCUAAGAAAAGAAUUUUAUGCAAUGGAAAAUUCAAGAGAAAUGGUUACUUUAAAAGAUAUAAAAGCAUUUUUACCCAGAGUUAAUUGUAAGAUAGCAACAAAUAAACUCAGAGAACUUUUUCAAGAAAUAGAUACAAGGAAUAGAAAUGAACUUGGUUUUGAUGAUUUUGUUAUACUUUAUCAUAAAUUUAUCUUUGAUCAAAAUAAUCUUACAGAUUGGAGUAAAUUACUUAAUUAUUCUAAAACGGGACAGAUUGUAACCGUUCAAGAAUUCCAAAAUUUUUUAAUAACCGAACAACAAGAUCCUUUAGGAAAUAAUGAAGUUGAAGUAUCAUGUUUUAUUAGAGAUUAUUUACAAGAUCCUCAAAGAGAUGUACAAGAACCACAUUUUACGUUUUCGGAAUUUAUUGAUUUUUUAUUUUCAAAACAAAAUUCUGUUUGGGAUUCAAAAUACUCGCGAAUUUAUCAAGAUAUGACUAAAUCUCUUGCACAUUAUUGGAUAGCAUCAUCACAUAAUACAUAUUUAAUGGGAGAUCAAAUUAGCAGUGAAAGUAGUUGCCAAGCUUAUGUUCGUGCAUUAAGAACUGGAUGUAGAUGUAUAGAACUUGACUGUUGGGAUGGGCCAGAUGGAAUGCCCUUUAUUUUUCAUGGACACACUCUAACUACAAAAAUUAAAUUUUUAGAUGUUAUAAAAACCAUUAAAGAACACGCUUUUGCUACUUCUGAUUAUCCUGUCAUUUUAUCUAUUGAGGACAAUUGUACUUUACCUCAACAACGUAAAAUGGCAAUUACAAUGCAAGAUAUAUUUGGUGAUAUGUUAUUAGUUCAACCUAUAGAUAAAAAUGAGACUUGUUUACCAUCACCAUAUGCAUUAAGAAGAAAAAUUAUAUUGAAACACAAAAAAUUACCUGAUGGCGUUGACGAAACAUCAUUUCUUAUUCGAAAUGAUGAAAGUAGACAAGAAAUGGAUCUUAGAAAUACAGUUAAAAAUGGCAUUCUAUAUCUUGAAGAUCCUGUUGAUAGAGAAUGGAAUCCACAUUUUUUUGUAUUAACACAACAAAAAUUAUUUUAUACAGAUACAUUUUCUAGAACCCAAGAAAAUGAACAUGAUGAUGAUGAAGAAGCUGUAAUUCGGCGACCAACUGAUGGAGUACCAAAUGAUGAAUUACAUUUUGGAGAAAAAUGGUUUCAUGGUAAAUUAGCAAGAGGAAGAGAAGAAGCAGAAGAAUUAUUACGACGUUAUUCACAUCUUAGCGAUGGAACAUUUUUAGUUCGACAAUGCGUUACAUUUGUAGGUGAUUAUUGUCUUUCUUUUUGGCGCAAAGGCAAAGUAAAUCAUUGUCGUAUUAAACUCAAACAAGAAAUGGGACAAACACAAUAUUAUCUUAUUGAUACAAAUUGUUUUGAUAGUUUGUAUAGUUUAAUUACAUAUUACCGCAGUCAUCCAUUAAGAAGUCAAGAAUUUUUAAUCACACUUCAAGAACCAGUUCCACAACCAAAUAAACAUGAAGAGAAAGAAUGGUGGCAUACAGAAUGUACUCGAACUUUAGCUGAAGAAAUGUUAAAACGAAUUCCUACAGAUGGUGCAUUUUUAGUAAGACCAAGUGAAAAAGAAAAUAAUUCUUAUGCUAUAUCUUUUAGAGCAGAAAAUAAAAUUAAGCAUUGCAGAAUUAAAUUAGAAGGACGUCUAUAUACUAUUGGUACUGUACAAUUUGAAAGUUUGGUUGAAUUAGUUAAUUAUUAUGAAAGACAUCCAUUAUAUAAAAAAAUCAAAUUAAGUCAUCCUGUAAAUGAAGAUAUUAUUAGAAAAAUAGAACUGGAUAUAGAUGAUGGAUCUGUUUAUGGUAUUCCUGGUUACAUGGAUCCUACUAGUUUUACUUCAAAAGUAACUGUAAAAGCUAUAUAUGAUUAUAAAGCAAGAAGAGAUGAUGAAUUAACAUUAGUAAAACAUGCUAUAAUAACAAAUGUACAUCGACAAAGUGGUGGUUGGUGGCGAGGAGAUUAUGGUGGUAAAAAGCAACAUUGGUUUCCUGCUAGUUAUGUAGAAGAAAUAAAACCGCAAGAUAAUCAAGGAGAUUCAGCAGAUUCUAUGAUGUUUGGUAGUCUACAGAAAGGUUCAUUAGAUAUUAUGGGUGCUGUUGUUGAAUUAAGAGUAGGAGGAAGACCUGAUUUAAAAUGGAUAUUAAGAAUACAAAAUCCUAGUAUGUGUUCAGUAUUUGAAGUAGCAACUUCUUCAGAAGAUACAGCAUUAGAAUGGAUGUCCAGUAUCAAAGAAACUGCUCAAAAUGCCAGUGUUAGAGAAAAUCAACAUAAAGAAAUGGAACGUGCAUGGAGAAUUGCUAAAGAAAUGUCUAAUCUAAUAGUUUACUGCAGAUCUGUUGCAUUCAAUUUAGAUAGAAUAAAAACAAAAGGUUUUACAUUUAAUGAAAUGAGUAGUUUUCCUGAAACUAAAGCUGAAAAACUUAUGUGUCAACAAGAAAACAAAUUUUUUAUAAAAUAUCAUCAGAUUCAAUUUAGUAGAGUAUAUCCUAAAGGACAACGAAUUGAUUCAUCAAAUUAUAAUCCUGUACCAAUGUGGAAUGCUGGUUGUCAGAUGGUAGCAUUGAAUUAUCAAACUGGUGAUAAAUCAAUGCAACUUAAUCAAGCCAAAUUUAAAGAAAAUGGCAAUUGUGGUUACAUUUUAAAACCUGAAUUUAUGUUUAGAGAUGAUUUUAAUCCAUAUGAUAAAAAUUGUUUAUAUGGAGUAGAAUCACUUAAGUUUUUUUUAAAAGUUAUUGGUGCAAGGCAUUUAAUUCGAUCAGGAAGAGGUAUAGCUAGUCCUUUCGUUGAAAUUGAAAUUAUAGGAGCGGAUUUUGAUUCUGGUACAAAAUUAACAACAAGAACAAUACCUGAUAAUGGAUUCAAUCCUAUGUGGAAUGAAUCUUGUGAAUUUGAAGUUUUUAAUCCAUAUUUCGCAUUCAUACGAUUUGUUGUGCAAGAUGAAGAUAUGUUUGGUGAUAGUAAUUUUAUUGGACAAGCCACUUAUCCUGUGCGAUGUCUACGAUCAGGAUAUAGAAGUGUCCCAUUACAAAAUAAUUAUAGUGAAGACCUUGAACUCGCAUCAUUAUUAAUACAUCUUCGAAUUAUAUCUUCAGUACAUUCUCAUAAUUUGUAAAAUAAUACAAAAUUACAAGUCUUGAAGUAUUUGAAGAUGCACAUUAAAAAUGAGAUAGAUUAUCAUUUAAUAUGAAUAUUAUUAAAAAAAAAAACUAAAAAUGAUAUAUUUUAAUCAAAAUUUAAAAUCAAUUAAAAUAUAUGCUAUAGAAGACUGCUUAUAAGGAUUUAAAUUUUAAAUGAAAUCAAUAUUACAAAUAAAUAUAUUUUUUUCUUCAUAACAUAAUUAUAUAGAUAAUUCAAAAAUAUCAUAAAUAUAAAUAUAAAUAUAAAUAGAUUAUAUAAACAGAUAAUAUAAAAAGAAAAAUAAUUGCCACAGUAUUGAAAAACUAGAUAUUAAACAAAAUUAAAUAUGAAAAACUAAAAAAUGCAAUAUUUUUAAAAACGUGACAUAUUAACAUACUAAUAUAUGAUUAUAAAGCAAGAAGGAAUGAUGAAUUAAUAUUAGUAAAACAUAUAAUAUAUUAUAAUAACAAACAUACAUCAACAAAGUGGUGGUAAAAUAUUUGUGAAAUAUGAAAAGAUUUUAAAGAAAUUUUUUUUGUUAAUAUAUAUUACUAUUUAAUUUAUGAUUCAUGUAUAAGAUAUACAUGAAUUAUGAAAAAAUUAAUGUGAUUUAGAAUAUCUGUAUUUUUUUUUUUUUUUUUUUUAAAUAAAAAGAUAACAUGUAACAACAAAUAUCAAGCACAUCUUUAAAUUGUUAUUAUAGAUAUAUCUUUUUUUUCAUUAAGUUUUUAUUAAAAAUAAAAAAAAGUAGAUAUAAAUAAUUUUAAACUAUAUUUUAGACUGAAAUAAUAUGCACAAUACGCUUUUAAUUUUUUUUAUUAGAGAGAUAUUUCAAUAUGAAUACUAUUUAUUUAUUAUUUCAAAGAUACAUAAUGAUAUAGAAAAAAUUAAAACAAUGAGAGGCUGAUUAUUAAAUGAAUACAAAUACUUGUAUUAUUUUUCAUAUCAAAUCAUAAAUUAUGGCUUAUAUAAAAUCAGAUAUAAAUUACAUAUUGUCAGGUAAUGUAUCCUAAAAUUACAUAGUUUUUUUCUAACAAAUAUUAUAUAAUAUAUAAAAAAUUAUUACUUUCCAUUUUUUGCUUUUUUUUAUAUAAACUAUAUAUAUAUAUAUGUUUUAAAAAAUUUUUUAUUGCGUUGUUCCUAUUAAUUACAAUAUAAAUUUUUAUAUUUAAAAUUAGUAUUAUUAACUACUUAUUCUUUCAAACAAAACAUUUCGAAAUUUUGUUUUUUCAAAUAAGACAUUUCGAAUAAUAAAUAUGAAAAUUUUUAAUAUAAUUUUGUAUGGUAUUUGUAUGAUUAAACACAUACUUAUAUUCUUUAUGAUUUUAUAUCAUGGAUCAUAGUAAAUAAUUUUAUUUUAAUUUUAAUGAGAUUUAAUAAUAUGUAUAUGAUUUUUUAUGUAAUUUGUCUUUUUUAUAAAUAUGUGUUAUAUUUAGAAAAAAUUUUAAGAUAAUAUGUUUUUAUUUUAUAAUUGAUGAUUCAAAUAUAUAUAUAUAGAGUGUCCCAAAAAUAUUGAAACAUGCGUAAAUAGAAAAUUCCUAAGAUAAUUUCAAGUAACAUUUUUUUUUCGUAAAACUUUUCGUUAUAUUCCGUUUAUUAACGAGUUAUUAACACAAAAGAUUAACAAUCAUAAAAUAUGUAAUUUAGUUGAACCGCGAACAGUAACGUUGACUCCAUGCCGUCGAUCAAAUACAAACAAAUACAAGCAAUAUAUACCGUAAAAAAUAUGUUGAAUAUGAAAUAUAAUAUAUAAAUAUGGAUAUUUUAUAGAUAAAAAAUUAUAUCAAAUUAUAUCAGGAAAAACUAUAAUAUUCAAUAUAUCUUCUUCGACAUAUGUUUGGACUCAUUCAUACUCGGUCGCCGGUACAUAGCCUGUUACAACUCGACUAAGUUAUACGCUCUGUGAUUAGUCAGUUUUUUGUUAAUAAUAAAAAUCAUAACAAAAAAAAUGUUGUUUGAAAUUAAAAAUCUCCAGUUUACGGAUAUUUCAACAUUUUUAGGAUACCUUGUAUAUAACAUAACAACAAUUGGUUAAAAUGACAUAUGUAGUAAUUAAGAUAAUAAAUUAUUUUAAUAUAUGCAUAUGAAAAAUACAUAUUGAUAUAUUAUGUAUAUUAGAUGUAAUUAAUGUUGCAUAUAAACUUUUAAAAAUAAAAAAUUAAAGUAUUAAAUA
Messenger RNA from Apis cerana (Asiatic honeybee), 6094 nucleotides. RefSeq names its product small wing phospholipase C gamma 1 (gene sl). Gene Ontology annotation, biological process: release of sequestered calcium ion into cytosol; positive regulation of epithelial cell migration; phosphatidylinositol-mediated signaling. Lineage: Eukaryota; Metazoa; Arthropoda; Insecta; Hymenoptera; Apidae. The record is from RefSeq and is a predicted model, not a curated record. Gene Ontology annotation, molecular function: protein binding; phosphatidylinositol-4,5-bisphosphate phospholipase C activity. Gene Ontology annotation, cellular component: ruffle membrane.